AUGGUUGUUCAUUAUCUAUCUAUCUAUCUAAAUUCGCUCAUUAUCAAUCUAUCUAUCUAUCUAUCUAUCUAUCUAUCUAUCUAUCUAUCUAUCACGAUUAGCUCACUAUCUACCUAUUUCAAUUCGCUCACCUCUCUCCUCCCUCCACCUUUCUCUCUAUAUACAUAUCUAUCUAACACAAUCAAACCAAUUCUCUUGAGUUUUUAUUUAUAUUACAUUAAUGUUCACGGUGACAAAAAUGGGACGGUGACUCAUGAUAGGUUAAAAUUCAUAAUUACGAAUUUUAUCUAUCUAUCUAUCUAUCUAUCUAUCUAUCUAUCUAUCUAUCUAUCUAAAUUCGCUCAUUAUCUAUCUAUCUAUCUAUCUAUCUAUCUAAAUUCGCUCAUUAUCUAUCUAUCUAUCUAUCUAUCUAUCUAUCUAUCUAUCUAUCUAUCUAUCUAUCUAAAUUCGCUCAUUAUCUAUCUAAAUUCGCUCAUUAUCUAUCUAUCUAUCUAUCUAUCUAUCUAUCUAUCAGUAUCUGCUCACAACUAUCUAUAUCUCGAUUUGCUCAUAUCUAUCUAUCUAUCUAUCUAUCUAUCUAUCUAUCUAUCUAUCUAUCUAUCAGUAUCUGCUCACAACUAUCUAUAUCUCGAUUUGCUCAUAUCUAUCUAUCUAUCUAUCUAUCUAUCUAUUUAUUAG
Acanthosepion pharaonis is the source of this 678-nucleotide messenger RNA. Lineage: Eukaryota; Metazoa; Mollusca; Cephalopoda; Sepiida; Sepiidae. The record is from the annotation of a GenBank genome assembly.